AUGUCUAGUACCCUCACACUCCCAGCAGAUAUCUUGCUGCUGGUCUUUGACGCAUUAGUGGGUGACACGACAACGCUCGUCAGCGCCGCAUGCGUCUCUUCUUUAUGGCGCACCCUGUCUCUUCCCUUCUUGCUGAAGGAUGUUGACCUCAGCAGCCACAACCGUGGCCGCCUUCCGGAGUAUGAGGACCCAACUUUUGCUCUCUCGAGGGUCGUCAUGAGCGACUACUCCGACAGAUACCGCCCUCGUAGUCUGGUCCCACGCCAGCGCGCCUUUCUUAGACUGAUAAUCGACCGCCCCGAGCUUGCAAUGCAUGUCAAGAUAUUCACAUGGACCCUGGUGUGGCAUGAUACCGACGAGUUUAGCUGCGACGGGGACGAAAUGACCGACAUCGACUUUCGGACAUGGGAAGUAUUUGGUCGGCUUUGUUCCGUCACCCACCUGGACCUCGCGUCACUGCAUCAGAUCGGCUACGAGCCGUACAUCCAGCAGAAUCCAGACACACUCUUCCCCGCCGUUACUCACCUCCGUCUCGUUGGGUGGAUGUCCCGUAGGCUGGUAAGAGCCAUAGUGAAUUCACUUGAUGCCAGCAAACUUGUCAGUGCUAGAUUCGAUUACUUGCAAGACGAAGGCGCCUUGCCCAACGGCAAGCCAAUCCCGCAAGACUUGGUGUGGAAGACCCGAGAUUCUCGCUAUCCCCAUGAUCUGUACAACCAUCAAGGUAUCAGUGACGAGCUGUGGAAUCGACAGGAACGUGGCGAAGUAGCCAUCUUCCCUGGACCGAUGUGGCUACCCUUGCGAAUCUUGGGGCGGCGACGCAUGAGUUCCAUGGCCCAUCUGCAGCUCAGCCUCAGCCCCUUCGACGACCAGGCAGACCUUCGCAAUGAUAUAACUACAUUCAUCGAGACGGCUGCAUUUAUUCGAAGCGCGAAAGAUACACUGAAGAGCAUCUCCAUCACUCUCGGAGAGGCAACCUAUCUAUUUCCCACAGAGGAGGAUCUCCGCAGCAUGUGUGGGACCAGCCGUGUGAAUCUAAGCAACGUGUACCAGCCCAUGUGUUUUGACCUGACAUCAUCCUUCCUUCGCCUCCUUCUUACGGCACUAAAUGGGGAAAGUUUCCCACAUUUGACUCAAGUCGACUUGAAGGGUUUCCGGAUCAUACAAACUGGCGCUCCGGGACGUCCUGUGGAUCGAAGCACCGACUUGACUUGGCAGUAUAUCCGGGACUGUCCCUUUGUUGACGAAGACUUCACCAAGACGGACAACACCGACUGUCGCCAAGCAUUCUCCGGGUAUGACAUCUACCUCUCGUUAGAGGACCUGGAUGAACUUGAACAGAGCUUAGAUUUGCUCUAG
Molecule: messenger RNA, 1356 nt
Organism: Clonostachys rhizophaga
Lineage: Eukaryota; Fungi; Ascomycota; Sordariomycetes; Hypocreales; Bionectriaceae
Source: the annotation of a GenBank genome assembly